This is a messenger RNA of Dictyostelium purpureum, 3996 nucleotides long. RefSeq lists its product as uncharacterized. The record is from RefSeq and is a predicted model, not a curated record. The coding region runs from base 1 to 3996 and encodes 1331 amino acids. NCBI's taxonomy places the organism in Eukaryota, Evosea, Eumycetozoa, Dictyosteliales, Dictyosteliaceae. The transcript has 3 exons.
AUGAUUAAAUUUUUAAUAAUAGUUUUUUUAAUAAUAAAUUUAUUUUUUAUAAAACAAACAAAACAAAGUAUCAAUCAUAAAAUUUAUUUAGAUGAUGAAAAUGGAAAUGAUUUAAAUAAUGGAACAAUUAAUUUUCCAUAUUAUUCAGCAUGUAAACUUGCAGAAGUUUUAUUAAAUAGCUCAAAUCCUUUAGGUGAUAAUUAUAGUAUAUAUUUUAAUAAUGGUGGCCGUUUUAUUGGAUAUUGUUCAUUAACAUUGAAUGGAUAUAGGAACAUUACUUUUCAAAACUAUACUCCACCAACUUUUGAUAGUUCCAAAUUACCUUCAAAUAAUGUAAAUCCUAGUUUGUUAAAUUUAGAGUUUCAAAUUUUAAGUUCAAAUGUAUCCAUUUCAAAUGUCGAUUUAAUUUACGAGAGCUCUAUUCUUUUAAAAUUCAACUGUAUCGAUAGUAGUCUUCAAUUUUAUUCAAGUUUUUUCAAAUUUGUUAUUAGUUUUUCCUCAGAAUUUAUUAGGUCACAAGUAUUUUUUUCAAACAUGAAAUUAAUUCAAAACUUUUAUUCCCAAUUACUUAUUCCAAUCAAAGAUUCAAGAUUUGAAAUUUAUAAUAGUUCUAUUCGUUAUCAAAGUUUUCAAAUUUCAAACACCACUUUUAUUUCAAAUGAUUCGACUUUUGACAAUUGCUUUUUAAAUAUAGAUCCUAUUGGUGAUAAUAUGAAAGGAAGUUUACUUUUUAAAAAUUCAAUAAUAGAUACAACCCAAUUUAAUUUCAGUUCAAUCUCAAAUCAAAAUACAAAAGAAUUAGAGAUAACAAUUAUAGAUUCAAGUGUAUCUUUAUCAUAUUCAACAAAUAUAAUAUUUGGUUUAGUCAGCAAUAAUAAAUUAAUAAUAAAGAAUUGUAAAUUUAGUUCAAUUGGUAUCUAUUUCAUUAGUCUUUUCGGUGGUAGUAAUGCAAGUUUGGUAAUUCAAGAUACACAGUUUAUAGGAUUUAGAUUUGGUAGUGGUUUUCUUUCAAUGGAAAAUAGUACCAUCGACAUUAAUAACAUUACCUUUUCCUUUGUCCAAUCUAAAUCAUACUUUUACCUUUAUGAAUGUAAUGCAACAUUAAGUGAAAUACAUUUUGGUGACUUUUAUAAAGAGUCUGAUAAUUUAAAAGGUGAUACAUUGGUAGAUAUUAAAAAGCCUUCAAAUUUAGUCAUUAGAAAUAGUCAGUUGGUUUAUUCAGGUAAUAUAAUAUUGGGAUAUUAUAAUCCAGAUGGGAAUGUAAAGUUUUCAAAUAUUACCAUUUCAGAUUCAAAAUUUUAUGACACUCAAGGAUUUCAAUUUACAAAAUCAAAAAUUCAAUUUACAAAUGUAAUAGUUAAAACAUUUAGAAAUCUAAAAAGUGUUUUUGACAUUAGCUUCCACAGUUCUUUUAAUUGUAAAAAUUGCCAAAUUUCAAGUACAAGUUUAUUGGGUUAUAUAUUUUAUAUCAAAAACUAUUGUAUAGCUAUUCUAGAGGAUUCUUUUAUUUCAAAUUCAUCAAGUAUUGUAUAUUCAAAUUAUUAUUCAAUUAUAACAUUCAAAAACUGUUCCAUUCACGAUGUAUAUUCAACAAAUACCAAUAUGUUUCAAAUUGAAGGCACUUCUGUAUUUUAUUUGGACAACUGCAAUGUGUACAAUGUAUUCUGUGUUGGCCAAAGUUUUCUCUAUUCUUAUGGUUCAAAAGUUUUUUUUAAAAACAAUAGAAUCAAAUCCAAUAGUUAUGGUUUGGGUGGUUUAGUGAAUAUGGUCUUUAGUAAUGGCAUCUUUUUAGAAAAUUCAAUUGGUUUUUCUUCUUUUCAAAACUAUUUAUUCAAUUUCGAAAAUACAUUUGUAAGUAUGGAACGUACAAUGAUAUCGUUUGUCACAUGUGGAAACAAAGAAGGAUCACUAUUUACAAUUCUUAAUGGAAAUGGUGUGGUAUUUAAUGAUACAACAUAUGAAAGAAAUUCAGUCCCAGUUUUUUAUAAUAUCAGUUCUUCAUAUGUUCAAAUUAAAGGUAGUUUUUUAAUAUAUAACUCUGGUAUCUUUGCUCAAUCGUUUUCAAAUAGUAGGGUUUUAAUUGUUUAUUCAACAUUUUUCUCAAUUCCAUCAGCUACAUUCAAAUAUUUGUUUUUUUUUAAAGAAACUAUUGCCUACUUGUAUAAAAUACAAUUAUCCGAUAGCGUUUUCAUGGGAAGUAGUCUUGAAGCUCAUAACUCUACCAUUAGCCUAUUCUUUGUUGACUUUAUUGGAAAUUCUAUUUUUCUUAAUAAUAAUAGAGAGUCAUCAUUUCUAAUAUUUAAAAAUUCAAAUGUAACAAUUAAAAGCUCUACUUUAGAUGGAAAUAUCCAAUCAUCAGAUAAUUUAAUUGAAUUUUACAAUUGUACAGCCACCUUUAAAGAUAACUCAAUCAGCUAUAAUAAAAUAGAAAAACUUGGUUAUUUAAUUUACUUUAAUAAUUCAACAGUAUUUUUCAAUUCAACAACUUUUAAAAAUUCAACAAGCUCAAAUGGCAUGUUAGGUUUCUUUGAUAAUUCAGAAUCAACUUUUUUCGAAAAUAAUUUUUUAGAUAAUGUAAAUCAAGGUAAUGGUGGUAUAGCUUAUUUUGAUAGCUCUUCCAAUGGUACAUUUAAUAAUAAUAGUUUUAUAAAUACAUUGUCUCAAAUUGGUGGUGUAUUAUUUACUGAAGAGUAUUUUCAAUCGAAUCAAUAUAAUAAUAAUAUUUUUAAUGGUAAUAAAGCAAUCUAUGGUAAUACAAUUGCAAGUUAUGGAAAUUUAAUAUUAUUAUUAUUACCAGAUGAUGAAUCAAGUUUUCCAAUAUCAUAUAUUAGUGUAAUUGAUUUUUAUAAUAAUGUGGUAACAAAUUUAAAUAGUAUUGUAAUUGUUCAAAUUUUUACAUUAUAUACAAAUGGUUCAACAAGCGAAAUUACAUUAAAUAUUUUUCUUAAAGGUGGUCUUGGCUCAUUUUCCUUUUCUUUUAAUGCUCCAUCAACUGUGGACCAUUUUAAGCUCGAUAUUGAAAUCCCAGAUUUGGGUUUAAGCUUUUUAAAUGCAACAAAAAAUAAAACCCAAUGCCUACAAUUUCAAAUAUAUAAUGGUGAAACGGGCCAAUGUCAAUUUUGUCCAUAUAAUCAAGUUUCAAUUCAAGGAAUAUGUACACAAUGUCCUGAAAAAAUGAAGUGUUUAGACUCUCAUAUCUAUACUAUCGAUAAUUAUUAUUUGAUCAUUAAUUCUCCAUCAGAAAAGGAAAUUGGCAUCAACUCUGUUUUUAAGAUCUAUCAAUGUCCAUUUGGUUUUUGUUUUGAAGACAAUCAAUGCUAUUCAGAUAAUGCAAAAGAUAUUUUAUGUUCAAGAUGUGAAGGUGACUACUUAUAUGAACCAUCUAAAUCUAAAAAUGGUUUAUAUUGUUGUUCAAAUGGAUUCAAACCAGUGUUAAUUUUAGGUUAUCUUUUUUUUAAUAUCGGUUUUGCUUUGGUACUUUCUAACUAUAAAUAUAGUAUUGCUGGUAGUUUAUUGGGAUCCAUUAUAAUUUUGAUUCAAAUCAACUCAAUUGUUUUCUUUAGCUAUCCAGGUUUAUAUAUAUUACCAUUAUUUAGAACAUCUAUAGAUUUCAUUUUCAACUAUUGCACUUUUAAAAUCAACUAUCUAUACAAAUUUAAUAUUCAGUUAGCUACUAUUUUUAUUGUCUAUUUAAUUGGGAUUUCAGAUAUUACAUCAAAAUUAAUAGUAUGGUUUUAUAGCAAACAAAAACUACGUUUCUUUGGUAGAUUAUUCAUAUCAAGUGACACAAUUCAAAGAAUCUCAAAAGAAAAUAAAUCAAAUUUACAUAAUUCAAAAGUUUAUUGGAAUGUUUUUUUAAUGAUUUUACAACCCCUUUUAUUCAAUUUAUUUUCAAUUAUAAUAUCAAAAAAUAUUGAAAAUCAAAAUUACUUAAUCAUGGAUAUAACAAUUCAAUAUUAUUCAACUUCACAUAUUAUAUCAUUAAAAAAUCUAUAA